AGCACGAGCCCGCCCACGAUGUGCCAGCGACGGUGAGCAUCGAUCCUAACUGGGAAGCUGAAGACCACUCCGCGUGGCGCGCCGUACGAGCCGUCACUCAUCACCGCCAUGGACACCCACUCGCCCUGCAAAGACGAAAGGAGAAGGCUCACUCUGCAGCAAGGGGAACGCGCAGUCCUGAAGCUCCAUGACAACGCCACCGAGGACUUCCAUCACCUGCGGACCGAUUCUGUCUCAUCCAGACCUUCAGGAAUACCGAAGACCACCAUGUUUGAGCGCCGACUCCUAUCUUCUACGUCAGGUCACGUUACACUGGGACAUCUAAUCAUCUACUGGUCAAGUGCGCCCAUCGAAAGAAAGUUCGAGGAGUGUCAGCCGUACAAGAAGAGUACGUGGAGGGCUUGAUUGGUCCGUACUUGAGGACUCCGUGACCAGCACGCAUCGCAAUGUCGAGCCGUUGGCUUUUCAUCGCCGGCGUAAGCGCCACGCUGAUUUCGUCAGCCUUGGCUCACUGCGUCCUCUACGGCCACUGCGGCAAGGACAAGUACACCGCGAGGCGUCUGCCAUGCGCCGUGGAGCGCGAUCCAGUCAACAUCGAAAGCACACUUCUCCAGAAGGCAUGUCCCGCGCUGCUCGACUCUGCGGGCGAGCCGGUGCCUGCCUGCUGCGACGCUAACCAGUCGGGAACCUUCAAAUCUCAGUUCGGCAAACUCGUCAAACUCGGCCUUGGCAGGGACAGCAAGUGCUUCCGCAACUUGCAGAACCUCGUCUGCCAGGCGUUCUGCUCGCCGAAGCAGUCCGAUUUCGUCACCGUCUUCGGCAACAGCGCCAAGGGGAAACGCGAGCCUACGGCCACAGAAAUUGUCUACGCCGUGGAAAGAAAUUUCGCCGAGGUAGUGUACGCUUCCUGCAAGGACGUCCGUACCCGAAUUUUCGGCAUCAAACUGCUGUACUACAUGUGCGGAAAGUACGGCUCCAGCAAAUGCUCACCUCAGCGCUUCCUCGACUUUCUGGGCGCCAGACCUUCAGAGGGAGGCCACUCGCCGCUCAAGAUCCGCUACGUAAUCACGGAGGCUCCUCUUAAGGUCAACGGCAAGACGCUGGAGCCCUUCAGAGCAGACGUCUUCUGAACGGGCCGGCGGAAGCUGGUGUUCGCUGCAGGUGACUGCACCGACUCUCAUUUAUGAAAUAAAUUGCGAAACUCGAAAGAGUCGCACCUGCUCCUAGUUAAUUUUCAAAUGCGACUCAUUUGUUUGUCUAGUCUGUGCCAAGGUGGAACGUUAGGCCGUUCCACCUUGGCUCAGAAUAGCUUAACGAUAAGGCACUCCCGUCGGCCCAUACGGCCGACUUUGACCCUCAACAGGUCUGGCGGAUUCAGUG
Molecule: messenger RNA, 1380 nt
Organism: Dermacentor albipictus
Lineage: Eukaryota; Metazoa; Arthropoda; Arachnida; Ixodida; Ixodidae
Product: NPC intracellular cholesterol transporter 1-like
Biological process (GO): intestinal cholesterol absorption; cholesterol homeostasis
Cellular component (GO): plasma membrane
Molecular function (GO): cholesterol binding
Source: RefSeq, a predicted model, not a curated record